Messenger RNA from Ochlerotatus camptorhynchus, 5929 nucleotides. RefSeq names its product Ribosomal protein S6 kinase (gene S6k). Bases 1456 to 3108 code for a protein of 550 amino acids. The record is from RefSeq and is a predicted model, not a curated record. Gene Ontology annotation, molecular function: protein serine/threonine kinase activity; ATP binding. Lineage: Eukaryota; Metazoa; Arthropoda; Insecta; Diptera; Culicidae. Gene Ontology annotation, biological process: peptidyl-serine phosphorylation; signal transduction. The transcript has 10 exons.
GACGAUGAAAUUAGCGUGUAGUUUUUAGCGAGUGUCGUCACCGAGAGGAUCGAAAAAAGCUGCAUUUUUUUAACUACCUAAUUAUCGAAUCGGUGGUGCGGUGCGGUACAAUCGAAAAGCCGUCGCGUAAGAAGACGUUGAUUUUUUUUGGAUCAUAGGUGCAAACACGCGGUCUUGCGGAUCGUUGUUAAAUUUAACGCCGGGAUAUCAAUUGGAUUUAAUAUCAAAAAUUCGAUUAUGCUCUUGAACAGCCGUCGUGGAUAACAUAAAAUUGUAUUUUUUUUUCGAAUGACCAGUCAUUGGGUUUUAAACUUUUGUGCAAAUUGUAUAAAAAUAAGCAGUGAUCUUAUUUGCCAAAAAAAAAAUCCGUCAAUACGUAACAGAAUUGUGUUGCAAAGGUGAACCUUAUCUACGGGCUGAUACGUUGUUAUCGCGAUUCUGAAGUAUCUUUAAAAUUUUCUAAAUUGAAUGUUUUUUUAGCAGCCUUUGAUUCGAGACUUCCGAAAGCGGCUUUCCGUGUGUUUCGCAUUUAUUGGCAUAAUUAAUUACGACCUGUUACGACAUUUGACCGAAUUUGGCAUGUGUACCCCAUUGAAAUUUGGUCAGACGUCGCUGAAGGUGGUUGGCAAAAAAUAAUAAAACGCACAGGAAGAGAGAAGCCAAGCGUGUGUGCGUGCGUAGUAUUCCUUUCCUCUUUUGUUGUGCGGUUUUCUAAACACACCAGUAAAGCUCUCGCACUCAUCCUCACUUUCAGUAACCGUGCGCGUGGUGGUGUGUGUGUGGUGUGUGCUCGCUCGGGUGUAAUUUUUCUUCCAUACCUGCAAUCCGGUGUACGGUAGUGUGCGUGUGCAGCGCAGUGCCAUCGAGCUAAGCGACGGCGAGUGACAGAACGUUUUUGACAACGCAAAAGAACAAAACAGCCUCGUCCGUCGAAUUUCACCAAACAAACCGCGCCAUUAUUGUGUGAUUUUUCGGAAAAAUAUUCGCACUUUUUUCGCUUUCGGAGAAAACGGAAAAACAUUAGUUCAGUGCUCAAAACCCUCAGGUGUUCUUUAACGGCAUUUAUUUUGAUAGGAUUUUUCAUCGAGUUUGAGUGCAGUUUGGUGGGAGAAAAAACGGCAAAACUUGUUUUCAUUGCUGUGUCUGCUGAGGGAAAACCCCGAGAGUUGCGGAUUCCGGGAAUUCAGCCCUUGUAGCACCGGAGGAAUGUGAAGAAAAAUUGCGGUGAAUAAUAGUUAGUGUGUGGUAAAGAUCUUUUCAGUUACCGAGCUUAACUGCAAAGAAGACUUAAAAAUCAGUGUUCAUUCCUUAGUGGCGUAGCGUCGAAGGACGGUGAAAAGUUCCGAGGAAAAGUAAAGUGAUAAAUUGCGCCUGCAGGAAUUUCCGAGGCAGUGUGGAAAAUAGAAGAAGAGUAAAUAUAGAAAAAAAAAACAGUAAACACACGGCGACACCAAAAUGGCUGGUGUUUUUGAUCUGGAAUUACACGACGAAGACAACAUCCGUGACUCCGACGAUGAUGUUAUCGAGGUCGAUGAUGUCGAUCUGGAGCCAGAGCUACACAUCAACAGCAACCUGGAUGCGGAAGGUUCAGAAACCAUCCCCCUGUCAGAGGAAAUCGUCAACCCGGGCCGGAUGAAGCUCGGUCCACAGGACUUCGAACUGAAGAAAGUGCUUGGGAAAGGCGGCUACGGAAAAGUCUUCCAAGUCAAAAAAACAACCGGUGCCGACUCAAACUCCUACUUCGCCAUGAAGGUGCUGAAGAAAGCUUCGAUAGUUAGGAAUCAAAAAGACACAGCCCACACACGUGCAGAGCGAAAUAUACUGGAAGCGGUGCGGCAUCCAUUUAUUGUUGAAUUAGUGUACGCCUUCCAGACAGGUGGAAAAUUGUAUUUAAUCCUAGAGUAUCUCAGCGGAGGCGAGUUGUUUAUGCAUUUAGAACGUGAAGGAAUAUUCCUAGAGGACACCACUUGCUUUUACCUGUGUGAAAUCAUCCUCGCGCUAGAGCAUUUGCACAAUCUUGGCAUCAUCUAUCGGGAUCUGAAGCCGGAGAACGUACUGCUGGAUGCCCAGGGCCACGUCAAGCUGACCGAUUUCGGUCUCUGCAAGGAACACAUCCAGGAGGGAAUCGUCACGCACACUUUCUGUGGUACUAUUGAGUAUAUGGCACCUGAAAUCCUAACAAGAAGCGGUCACGGCAAAGCAGUAGACUGGUGGUCAUUGGGUGCUCUAAUGUUUGACAUGUUAACAGGAAUGCCCCCAUUCACAGCAGACAACCGCAAGAACACGAUAGACGCUAUUCUCAAGGGUAAACUGAACAUCCCCGCGUACCUGGCGGCAGAUUCGCGAGAUCUCAUCCGCCGGCUCAUGAAGCGUCAGGUGUCGCAACGUCUCGGUAGUGGACCCUCGGACGGGCAAGCAGUGCGAUCACACUCAUUCUUCAAGAACGUCAAUUGGGAUGACGUUCUGGCCCGACGAUUGGAUCCACCGAUAAAGCCCGUUUUGCGAAGCGAAGACGACGUCUCACAGUUCGACACCAAAUUCACCAAACAGAUACCGGUCGACUCGCCCGACGAUUCUACGUUGAGUGAGAGUGCCAAUCUAAUCUUUCAAGGAUUCACAUACGUCGCCCCGUCGGUCCUAGAAGAGAUGCAACAGCCACGAGUUGUUACGGCACGGUCACCACGCCGAACGCCACGACAGCACCACGGCGGCCACCACCACCACCACAUCAGCAGUCACAGUAGUCACCACCAUCACCAUGGACACAAUCAUCGGCUGGGGAUGGAAAACGGUGCAAUCACCCUGGAGGAUGAACAGAUGCUGAGUAUGCCCCGCUCACAAGCGAUACCCGGCCAUGGCAAUCACCAGCACCAACAGUCAAUGCCGCACCAUAUGGUGUUCCAGUCACAACAGCAGCAGCAGCAGCAACAGUCACAACCUCAACAGCAGCAACAGCAACAGUCAGCGUCAAGGAGCACGCAGCAGCAGCAGCAGUUCGUGGCCGGACCAAACGUGCGGCAUACGCCGGUCCAUUUACAAUCGUUUGCCCCACGACCUUCGCCUCAGGACGAAAUGAUGGAAGUGUAUCCGGAGCUGCCGAUUUCAUAGCCUAGAAUGGAAUACAACAAUUUUAGAAGAUUUAUAAUAUAAUAAAAAAAGGAAAAUAUUAGUAGUCUAAUUCCCCCGAGAGUUGAAACAACAAUUGGAGAAAAACAGCAAAAGUAAGAGCAGCAACAGUUUUUGUACUACAUAAGGCGCGCGUCAACCAAUAAUAAUACACUGAUGAUGAUCCAGCAGAACCGAGAAGGCAGCAACAGAAACAACAGUAACAGUAAGUGCAUAUUUGUAGAGCGAGAAAUAAUUGUACAGAGUAUAUAGUGGAGGAAGCAAAGCAAAAAUUAGCUGAUACCGUAACAGCACCAUAUUUUGAAAAAAUGAUUUAUUUUUAUUUUUUUUAUUUAAAAGAACUGUUUAUUUUUGGUUUCGUUUUUUUUUUUCUUGUACCAAAGUAUGAAUGAGCAAAAAUGGUUUUUGUUCCAAAACAUAUGAUUGAAAAUUGUUAGGUUAGUACUUUCUUUUGUCGAAUCAAUACCGUUAACAACACCGUUAGAUUUCUUAAACUGCUUGAACAACGAUUAUCAUUAAUUUUACAUAUAAAUUACCUACACUUUACAUUGUUUGUUUAUUUUCGAACAUUGGUUAAAAAAAUUAAACUUCAACAUUUUAUUUAGUUAACCAACGAGUUAAUGAGCAUUACCCUUCAGGAGCUGAAAGGGGCCUUUUUUGCUCUAUCUCUAUACAUUUAUCAUACAAUUUGUGUUUAUAAACUUUAUUAUCAGACUCAUUAAGGAACAAGCUUCCAAGUUAUUUUUUUAUGUUUCUGAUAAUUGAUUGAUUCAUUGUUAAAUAAAGAUCUCCAAACUAAAAGACACACAAUUGGUACUAACUAGUAUCUAUGUACUGAAGCCCUUUUCCCUGGAGACUCAGUGACGACUUUGAAAUGUGGUGCUUUCACGGUAGCUGCAUAACUUUGCGUGUGAGAUAAAGAAGAAAAAAACAAAGAAGUUUGGCUGAGUGAACAGGCAAUAUUUUACGCGAUUGACCACUAUUGAAGGAAAAAGUACUGUUCGAGCAAAACAAAAAUACGGCACACAUGAAGCAAAAUUUAUGGUGAGAGCGCUUGAAUGAGAUUUGCGACGAUGUGUGAAUUAAGAAAAAUACUGUUGAAGUUUCCAUUUUUGAUCGUCGUUUUCCAAUACGUUCGCUCGACGAACGAAUCAAAAUGUAUUGAUACCAACAUUUUAUAGUCGUGAAUGAAUGGUGUCUAGCUAAAACUGUAUUACGCAUCUUGACAAUUCAAAAUCUGAUGAUCAUCAAACUGAAAAUAGCCUGAAAAAAAUUAUCGGUAUCAGUUGUUCAAAGCAGGGUUUGAUUUAAAAAAAAACAGUGCUGCCAUCUAUGUGAGUGUGAACAGGCAUAACGACUGCAUGAACUACUGACAAAUAGAUGGCGGCUUCAAUGUUUGAAUCAAAACAUGUCUUAAACAACUGGUUUGGAAUAUGUUUAGCAGAUAAGCGUGCAGAAAAGCUGUAUAAAGUUUGAAAUUGUUAUAAAAUUCUCCUUUUCUGCAAUGAAAAAAGUGUGUAAAAGUCGUUAGAAUUAACAAAAUUACAAACAAAAAGUGGAAUCUAGUGCGAGAAUGAUCCGAACCGAUUCACUGUCAAAGAACAUUCGUCUUUUGUUGUUUAAAUCUUCUACCUAUUGUUUAACUAAAACCGAAUGAAAAAUUAUAAAUGACUUAUUACCGUACGAUGUUCGGGCGCGCGAAUAAACCCUCGCGACUGGUGGACACACACUACUAUUACUAUUACUACACUAUGUACUAAAAACAAAACAUACUAUUACACAGCUAAACGUUAAGUUCCUCAAAUGUAAAAGUAUAAAACUGGUAUCCCAUAAACACCCACGAUCGGUGGGCCGAUGGAAGCAACUCAAUGUUGAUUAAAAAAAAUUAAAUAUAGGUACUAUUGCAAAAUCGAAAUCGAGAUGGAAAAGGUAGGAUAAAUCAAAAGUAAUCAUUUGGCAAGAGUUUCCAAAGUUCGCAAGUAAGCACUAAAUCAAAGCUUUAUAUGAGAAUUUCUAAUGGUUAUCAGCUUUAGGCCUACUUUUGCUACUUAUAAUAAGCUUUGGUUUGAGUCUUACCAGUCGAUUAAGAGCUUCGUAAGCAUUAGCAAUCCUGGAUAAAAUGUUACAUGCAGGGUUGUAAAUGACGUUAACUUCUUCAAUGGGAAUUUGCAUUGAAGACGAUAACGACGGCGUUAACGUCAUUAAGAACCCUGGUUACAAGCAUUAGAAAUGCCGAUGUAAGGUUUGAAUUCCUAGUGUUUACAGCCACUUGGAUCGUCUAAAUUCCUCCAACCACGUUUUAGGGAAAGGCAAAGAACACAUAUUAAAAAAGGCACGAUUGAGAUUUUUCAUUUCUGUUAAUUAGGGCAAACGAGUGAACUAAAGGAAACAUGUAGGAAGCGAAAUGCAAAAUGGGAAGGAUUUAUUUUUGUUACAUAAAUACGCAAUGUUUUAGCAGCAGCAGCAGCAGCAGCAGUGGCACCGACUAGAAAGGAGUAGGAAACCAAACCGAAAGGUGUGAAUCGUAAAGGAAACAAAAACAAAAACGUUUAAGCAAAGCAACAAAAUAGGACGAGUUUUUUUUUUCUUAUAUAGUUAGGAAGCCUGACAAUGUAACCUUCUUUAGCCAAAUAUCCCUCCAAAAAAUUGAAAAUAAUAGUUAUUUUAAUCACUAGCUCGAUGAUGGCGAAGGGGAAGCAAGAAGGAAGAAUAAUCAUUCUACAGAGGGACACAGCUAGGCAAACAAGCAACACAAGAGUGGGAAAUGACCAAUAGUUUGUUUUCUCUUAAACAAAAAAAAUAA